This is a messenger RNA of Cylindrotheca closterium, 1035 nucleotides long. Lineage: Eukaryota; Bacillariophyta; Bacillariophyceae; Bacillariales; Bacillariaceae. The record is from the annotation of a GenBank genome assembly.
AUGCUCAAGUUUGUGACAAAGGCGAUGGAUAUCAAGCUUCGAGUUGAAGCCAAUUUCACGACUACUCUUGAAGAUCCAAUCGAACUCUUGAAACGUAUUGAACAAUUCAUGAAGAAGAGUGCUGAUGCUGAGUAUGAUUUCUUGGAUUUCUGGGAAGCGAAUCAAAAGUUCUUUGCUAUGAAGCAAGGAACAACAGAAGACUUGAUGCAUUUCAAUGAACGAUUCUUGAGACAGGCUGAAGUCCUACAAAAACUAUAUGUCGUGGCCUGGAUCCGAGAUUUUGCAGUCAAGACAAAAGCGUAUGCUGCUAUUGCUAGCACCGAUUCUGCUGCUCAAAACAAGUUCAAGGAUUAUAUCUUUGAAGCCGUUCUGGCAACAGGAUUUCUAUGCAACUGCAAUCAAACAAGAACAGCUCCUCUGAUGCUGGAUCUUCAGACGAAUUAUUGCAGAGAAGUGGAUUAUUAUCCAAAGACGGUCAGCAAAGCACAAGAUAUGUUGAAGAUUCACAUGGAGGUGAUUGAAAAUCCGGGAGUGAACCUCUACCAAGGAAAAGACCAACCUAAUAAAGGUAAUCAAAUGAUGCAAGUUCCUUCUGGAAUGCAGCUCAUGCAGAUUCCAACUCAAGGUGGCGGGACUGUUACUGUCCCUUAUUCUAUGAAUGCUAACGGUGAGAUUGCGUUCAGUGGAAUGCAACUCAGCCGACAAGGCUUCAGUGGUGCUCAAGUGCGCCAAGGAUUCGAUGCAACUCAAGCUCGAACUCCGCAAGCUGUGAAAACUGGAUAUUUUGAUACGUCAAAUGUCUUUCAUGAUGCUAUCAAGGGAAAGCAUGAGAAUGGCAAUGAUGUCUAUCUUAUUCCAUGUCCUGCUGGUACGAUAAAUGUCAAACUUCAAGCCAACUGGCACUAUGCUAGUGAAAAUGAAGAUUUGCCUGAUCUUGCUACUGAAGCAGAUCAAGGUCUGCAGUUUAUUCAAAGCUGCAGAAGAGAAAAGGAUCCAUUUGGAUUGCACGAUCAUGUCAUCAUGGACAGUGGUUGA